AGGAAAGAGUAAGUGAAACAAGCAUUGGUUUGAGGAGAGAUUACGUAUCCAACCCUAACACACCUAUGUGUGGCAUUAAUAUUGGAAUUAUUAGCCUUUGGGGCACAACCGUUAGUAAGACCUAUAUACUGUAUAUUUCUCUGUUUGGUUGCGUUUAAACCGGGAAAAUCGAUAUACGAUGAAACUGGUGUGGACGAUUAAAGAGACAUGCACGUACAGUAUGCGCAUGCAGUGAAUGAGUUCUGAUGAAAGAGGGAAAACCCCUAAAAUAUUCCCACCAGAACUAUGAGGUCACGGAACAUGCCUUCUAAAUGGUUGAAAAUAAUCGCGCCAUCUGUGGACAAGAUUAAAAAGCAUCUCUGUCUCUAUGCGUAGACAGAUCAACUUGUGAUUUCAACUGUGUAAGAUUCAUGAAACAUAAGUCGCAAUGUGGUGCGGCGUAUUGAGAAGAAAUCGCUCGACUGACAAUCUUGACGAAGAGAGCAGGCCUAAAGAGAAACAACUGAAAGGAAACAAAAAGCGGAAACGAUCUCAAACAAUUCGUGAAGAAGAACUGGUGGCACAAUCAGAAGUGGCGAAAUGUCAACUAGAAGCUGAAAACGAACGACUUCGCAAAGACUGGCAAGUUCAGAACAACAUGGUUUACAACGCAUUAAGCCGGUUAACUGAGGUGGAGAAUGAAAACCAGUCGCUGAGAAGGCUGCAGCGAGAGUUACAAGAAAGUAGCAAAGUGGCAACUAAGUUGUUAGAUGAAUUACAGAUCAAAUACGAAGAGAGUCUGCUGCAGGUUGACACGUUGGCGAAGCAAGUUGAGCAUUUGACAAAUUCCGAGACGAGUCUCCAAAUCAAACUGGCGGCUCAGAUAAAAGCCACUGAGGAUCUGAGAAGAGACAAAUCAGAUUCCGAGGAAACGGUCAAGAUGUUACAGGAAAACGCCAUGGCGGCAUCUUCCAUGAGUAGGGUGAUAAACGCCCAGGAGCGCCACCUGGUGGAGAAAACACAACGCAUUCUCACCUUAGAGAUUGCCCUAAAGACUCUGACUGGUGAGGUGAGCAGUCAACUUACCUCCAUCAAGCUUAUUCCAGAGAUGAUUUCGUCAAACAGCCGAGCGUUGAAGAGUCAAGUGAGCAAGAUGUCGGACAAAAUGUGUGACAGUUUGGAAAAAUCAAACAAAGAGACCCUAAAGAAGCUAGAAGCCUUGAAGAACGCCUGGGAGAAUUUUCGAGAUUUAGAAACAGGCCUGGAGAUUUUUGAAGGCAAAAACGACCUGGGAAACAGGGGUAUUCCCAAAUGGCUGGCGGAGUACAGUAGUCGGUUAAGCUGCACAUUGGGACCAAAUUGGUUGGAUGCCGGUCGAGCUCUGGGUUUGGAUGGGGACCAGUUGGAGAGGCUGUGUGUGGACUGGGGUCAGUAUGGUCUAAAGGAACUAUCCCUUCGGAUGAUUGAAUGUUGGUGUGCUCACAUCCCGGAUUCUGAACUCACUGCAGAACGCCUGCAGUCCGCCAUGACACAGCUGGAAAUCAACCCUCUCUUAGUUGAACCUAUGAGCGAACACCACCACCGAGUCUUGACCCUACAUUAUCAGCUCCUGGUUGAAGACAUGAUGGAUGUGACCCACAUCGAGGGUUAUCUUCGUCAGGGUGGAAUCCUCUCAGCUUCCGCCUUAGACUAUGUGCUCUACCCCAGGCCACGUUACGGUCGAAUCCAAAGGUUGCUGAAGGUGCUUCAGUUCUGCGGUAGCCGGGCCCUGCCAGUGUUCAGAGACGCUCUGAUGAAAUCUGGACAACACCAUCUGGCCAUGGCACUGACUGGUGAGGAUGGUUUGGAGGAUGGUGGUGAGGCUAACACAAGGGACAAAACUCUGAAUGCUCUCAUCGACUACAAGGAAGCCAAACAAGCUAAAACCAAAAUGAGACAAGACAAUAUGGCAGAGAUACAAACGUUCAUCCUGCGAGUGGCGGCGGAGACCAAGAAAGAGGUCCUUUUGGUUAGGGAACACAUGGAAACCGGCCUGUUCUGGAACAACGUAUCGCAACGAAAGGAUAAAGUAUCCAGACUGCCUCCAGUCAGAGAAAGGUGUUCAAAUACCAUGUAACUACGUGUACCAGUAUGGUGGAAGCACGCCGAUCUAUGAAUCAAGACGUUAAAAUGAUAUAGAGGAAAACUUUUUUAACCUUUGUACCAGCUUUGGGUCAGCUCGAGGUGUUGCUAGGAUUGUGCUGCUUUAGAUAUUGCUAAGCUUGUGCUGUUUUAGGUAUUACUAGGAUUGCUAGGAUUGUGCUGUUUUGAUAAUCUUGUGCUGUUUUAGAUAUUGCUAAGUUUGUGCUGUUUUAGUGCCUUUGUAGGCGAAAUUUUGAUCACGCUUUUGGUGGUAGGAAGCUUUUAAACACUCGAACACAGAGGGGUAAAUUUCUUGUCGUUUGUAGGCCAUGAAUUUAUCAGAAAAGUUGCAACUCAUGCUAGCUUCCUCUCCGGUUCUCCGUUUGACCUAUCUAAAACUAAGUCAUUAAUAUUUAAUUAGUCACAAGAUAUUCGUAUUGAAGCAGUGCUUAUUCUGAAGUCGUUUGUGGCCUUUUUUGGUGCCAUGUUUUUGUAUGAAAGUGAUUCCUUAAGAUGGUUUGAUAAACCGAAGUAUAAAAGUGCAAUGCUGGUCGCUUCUUGGAGGUGACAUUAAUUUACCACAUAGUGCAUAACGGUUUAACCAUUUAAGCUAUCACACACAUGUGCAUGUAUAUAG
This is a messenger RNA of Liolophura sinensis, 2737 nucleotides long. RefSeq lists its product as uncharacterized. The transcript is spliced from 5 exons. Gene Ontology annotation, biological process: signal transduction; regulation of apoptotic process. The record is from RefSeq and is a predicted model, not a curated record. Gene Ontology annotation, molecular function: death domain binding; protease binding. Bases 428 to 2095 code for a protein of 555 amino acids. NCBI's taxonomy places the organism in Eukaryota, Metazoa, Mollusca, Polyplacophora, Chitonida, Chitonidae.